AUGGCCGAAAUCUACACAGGAUGCUACAUAGCCUUUGCAGCUUUUGUACAGAAAUUGAAAGAAAUUUUGGACUUGCCGAAAGUUGCACAAGAGUAUGGAUCGGAAGGCAUUGUUUCAACAAAAGGAGAUGUUUAUAGCUUUGGAAUACUGUUAAUGGAAACAUUUACGGGAAAGAAGCCGACUGAUGACAUGUUUGGUGGAAGAAUGAGCUUGAAGGAAUAUAUAAAGGAAGCAUCACCUGAUGCAGUAGUUAAAAUAGCAGAUGCUAAUUUGCUGAGAGGGGAAGAAAAUUUUGUAGAUAAGAAAGACUAUAUAUCAUUCAUUUUGGGAUUGGCUGUGGAAUGCUGUGAAGUACCUGAUGAAAGAAUUGGCGUACCAUCGUCUUUGUGCAACAUCUCGACACUAACAACUUUGUGGCUGAAGAACGAUAAUCCAGAAGGAAACGUUCCUGAGGAGAUCGGCAAAUUAGCCAACCUGGAGACACUCAUCUUGUAUGGAAACAAGCAGAUUUCAGGUUCAGUGCCGUGGACCAUUUUCAACAUUUCUUCUUUGAGAAUGAUUGAUUUGUCCUUCAAUAGGCUAUCUGGUAGCCUCCCAGAUGAUAUCUGUCAAAAUCUUUUAAAUCUUCGGAGACUCGUUCUUCAUCAUAAUCAACUGGAGGGUCAGAUUCCACUUGGUUUAUGGAAAUGCUCUUUGGAUAAUAACAAAUUCUUCGGAAACAUCCGAACAAGUAUAGGAAAUCUUGCAUUUCUUCAGCAGCUUUAUCUGUCUUUCAAUAACUUGACAGGCAAAAACUAG
Messenger RNA from Hevea brasiliensis (rubber tree), 798 nucleotides. Its product is annotated as LRR receptor-like serine/threonine-protein kinase GSO1. Lineage: Eukaryota; Viridiplantae; Streptophyta; Magnoliopsida; Malpighiales; Euphorbiaceae. The coding region runs from base 1 to 798 and encodes 265 amino acids. Gene Ontology annotation, molecular function: protein kinase activity; protein binding. The transcript is spliced from 3 exons. The record is from RefSeq and is a predicted model, not a curated record. Gene Ontology annotation, biological process: protein phosphorylation.